CGUGCAUCUACGCAUGUCGUCGAGAGAGGUGUGAGAAUGGACUUCACGGUGAACGAUGUGAUAAGCAAUGUGUCCGUGACAGCCAAUGUUACUGUGAGAAAUGUGCGCGCAUCCAGAGCAUAGGUAACCAAUGCGUGCGUACCUGUGCGUCGAAAACUUGGGGGCAACAGUGUGAGAACAGCUGUGGCGCCAUGUGUCUGCUUGGGAAAUGUAACGAUCGCGACGGAAGGUGUUCCUCCGGGUGCGAGGCAGGUUUUUCUGGUGGAUUUUGCCGAGAUCAUUGUAGCCAUGGAUGUCAACACAACCGCUGUCAUCAGCAUGGUGGAAGGUGCAAGGGCGGAUGCAAGGUUGGGUACUACGGUCCUAAUUGUUCGAAAAGAUGUCCAACGAAUUGUAAAAACAAUCAAUGUCAUCAAAGCGGUGGAAACUGCAGUGGAGGAUGCAAAGUCGGAUAUUACGGCCCUACUUGUGUCCACAAAUGUUCAGAGCAUUGUUUAAACAAACGUUGUCAUGUGCUCACUGGAGCCUGCACACCCUGUCUGGAUGGCCACAUGGGAGACAGGUGCAUUGAUGAAUGUCCACAGAGGAACUGCACUGCUUGUCACCAGGACACCGGCACGUGUACCGCUUGCCGGAAUGGCAGGUACGGGACUCGUUGUCGUCAGUUUUGCAGUGAAGGGUGUUCACAGAACAAGUGUGAUUUCGGUGGUGCAUGCCUGUGUACAAAUAAAUACUUUGGUUUGUUUUGUGAAGGUAGGUGUCAGAACUGUAGACGUGACUGUGACAAACUGACUGGGGUUUGUACCAAUGGAUGCGAAGCAGGCUACUAUGGUGCUCAUUGUAAUGCAACGUGUUCUCCGGGAUGUCGUGGUAAAAUAUGUGAGCAGACAAGUGCCCUCUGUGCACAGGGAUGCACACUUAACACAUUUGGAAGACAUUGUGAGAACAAUUGCAGUGCAGACUGUCCUCAACAAAUGUGUCACAAGUUAGAUGUGAAUACAGAUAGUAUUACUUGCAUCACUGAUUGCUUGGAGGGGAGAUGGGGGUCCUACUGUGAACACUCGUGUCCUCGAGGCUGUCAAAGGUGUUACAGAUCCACAGGAGUGUGUAUUGAAUGUGACCGGGGUUUGUACGGCCCAGAGUGUGUAAGGAACUGCAGCCAAGGAUGUUUGGGGACACUGUGUGAUAAGAACGGUAGCUGCACAGUGGGUUGCGAGGAGGGAGUGUACAUGGAUGACUGCUCUGUUCCGUGUCCUGGUAACUGUAGAGUAUGUCACAAGGAGAGCGGAGUUUGCAUGUCCUGUAGGAGCGGAUGGAAAGGGGAUUCGUGCACAGGUACAAACACCACAUACUACCGAUAA
Molecule: messenger RNA, 1361 nt
Organism: Haliotis rufescens (red abalone)
Lineage: Eukaryota; Metazoa; Mollusca; Gastropoda; Lepetellida; Haliotidae
Product: multiple epidermal growth factor-like domains protein 10
Exons: 1
Coding region: 192-1361 (389 amino acids)
Molecular function (GO): scavenger receptor activity
Source: RefSeq, a predicted model, not a curated record